AUGGACGACGGCAUGGGGGGCAACCUGGACCUCUACAGGGAGCUGGCACCAGAGGAAGUGGCCCUGGACGAGAACAACGAGACCGUGAUCCUGCCCCUCUAUCCUCUCACGCCGGGAAGGUGGUUCCGACUGCAGGUCAGUACCCUGACGCCUGCCGGCGAGUCCGCUCCAAGUAGCGAAGCUCCACCCACGCCGGUGAUCAUGCACCUGCCAUCUGCGACGUCCGUUCACCUCAGCUGGAACGCCUCAGCCGCAGACCACGACUAUAUUUGUGCUGCCUACGGCUAUCAAAUUCUCAUCAACUCCAGCGACGGCCUCAACGAAAGUGAUGUCCUGAACGCCAGCGUGAUGUCCUACGAGCUCCAGGGCUUGGUCCCCGGCACCCACUACGACUUCCAAGUGCGCAGCCUCGUGGGCGCCCGCUUCCGCGACAGCGGCUGGAGCUCCACCCUGGCAGGCGGCGUACCUAGCCAGAUGCUCCCGCCUGUGCUGGUCACCGACUUGUCCACUGUGAGCGUCGCCUACGUCGGCUGGACAGCUCCCGACAUGAACUUCGGGGUGCCCGUCGGCUACGAGUUGCUCCUGAGCCUGAGUUCGGUCAGUGAUCUCGUAAGCGUAUCGCUGGUGCCCGAUGCUGCUGGCUGUUCGGUGUCGGCCUUGACUCCGGAAACGCUGUACCGCUUCCAAGUGCGAGCCUUGAACCAGCUGUUUGGUGCCGGGCCUCUCAGCGACAUCGCAGAGAUCUCUGUUGGCACCGUGCCGACCGUGCAGCCGCCGUGGUUGGAAGACGCCGACAAUUGCAGCCUCAACUGGCGCUGGAACGGAAGGCUGGUGCACAGCUACGAGUUCAAGCUCGAGGCGUCAGACAAUGUCGAGGAGGUUUGGAUCCUGAACGGCUCCUUCGACGAGCCGCGCCUCGGGCUGCAGCUCUCCGUCGACUCGAACUCCUGGCCCGAGCUGGUCUACGGGAGGCACUUCCGUGCGGCGAUCCGAAGCGUCACCGGGCUCGUCCGGGAUCCCAACGUGGACAUCACGGCUGGCAUUGUGCAGCUGGUAGCGUGGGAUCCAGUGACAUCCGCCGUCGCCGGCAGCAGCGAUUGGGAAGAGCUGGGCCUUCAAUACGACAUCUGGGGCAAGCCUCAUCCAAACUUCGGGAAUGUCAGCUGGGAGAACCUCCUUCAGAUCAACGCCCACGAGGACACCUUCCCGCGCACACCUGUGAACUCCUACUGGGCUUUCAAGCUGCGACUGUGGCUCGGCCGAACAUUGAAUUCCAAGUCUACGACUGCAGAUACAGCCCCAACCGGUAGCCACGAGGCCUUCAACUUAGCAAGCACUUCUUUCCAGUCGAACAUCUUGUACUGCAGACAUUUCCACAGGAUAUUGCAGAAUGGAAUCCAAUCGAACAAUAUUGAGGAGCUGCAUCUGAGCACCGGGCAGCUCCCCAGCGCGCCCCUCGAUCUCAGCGGCGUGGCGAACGACACCGUGGUCUUGAGCUGGCAGAUACCCAGCUUGGACGGCUUCGUGCCCAUCACGCAUUACGAGGCAGCGCUUCCUGAGAUUGGCGAGGGUAUGGGCUUUGCAGGGAACACUGUAAAGCCGACGUUGGCAGCUCUACAGGGUUGCGAACUCGAGGCCCGCUGCAACAGCGAUCCCUGGGAGAAGGUCCUGAACACCGACCUGAGCCACGAGCUCCAAGCCUCGUCCGGCUCGGCCGCCUGCGAGGUCCGGGCGGCCAAUGCGGUGGGCACCGGACCCUCUGCCUCUUUGACGGUGACAGUCCUCCAUUAUUUCAUCUCUCUGUUGCCACGUGGGGUGCCCUUGCCGUCUGGAGCCAUGAAGCCGACGCCCGAGGAUCUCUCCGUGCGGCUGCGCGACGCUGUGGAUGACACCGACGACACGCCGACCUUCCCGGAUGAGCGAGGGCCCAGUUCUGGGCUGAUGCGGCAAGUCCGGGAGUGUUCGCGGCAGCUCUCGCAGGAAGCCAAUGUGGAGGAGAUCUCCAUGGAGUGGACCGACUUGACCUUCACCAUAGGCAGUCACCAGAUCCUCUCCAACAUCACAGGAAUGAUCCAGCCGGGCAAGCUCACAGGCGUUUUUGGUCCGUCGGGCAGCGGGAAGACGACUCUGCUCAACAUUUUGGCUGGGCGCCAAAACACGAAAGCUGGAGGCAUGUCCCUGUCUGGGCAGAUUACCACCGGCGGGGUUCCUGUGGAUCCCGUCAGCUUCCGAUCCAACAUCGCCUACGUCAUGCAAGACGACUCCUUGCUCCCCUUCGAGACACCGAGGGAAUGCCUCUAUUUUUCGGCAUGCCUCCGGCUGCCGCGAAGCGUGACCGAAGAGCAGAGGCAGGAGUUCGUCCAGAGCUUGCUCAAUACGCUUCACCUGGAGCGCUGCUCCACCACGAUCGUUGGGUCGGCGCUCGUCAAGGGCAUUUCGGGAGGUGAGAGAAAGCGUACCUCCGUCGGCAUUGAGCUGAUUACGAACCCCAGGAUGUUGUUCCUCGACGAGCCUCUGAGCGGCCUGGACUCCUACGCCGCCUACACCCUGGUCAUAGCCUUGAAGGAGCUCGCCGAGGCGAACGUCCCGGUUCUCUGCACGGUUCACCAGCCCAGCUCAGAGAUCUUCGCGAAGUUCGACGAUGUGAUCAUCCUCCACGGUGGUGAAGUCACCUACCAUGGCCCUGCGGAGCACAUCGCCACGCACUUCGACGUUUUGGGCUAUCCAUGCCCGUCGAAUUUCAACCCCGCCGACCACGUGAUGUUUUUGCUGCAGAAGGAGAUGCCAGAAAAGCUGCAGAACAUCAAAACCGCUUGGUUAGACUCGGGCACCUUCAAGAAGAUGCACGAGCAGAUCACGAACUUCCGCGGCCAGGGCAAUGCUCGCCCAUCCAGUGUCUUGCCGGAGCAGACGGGCGCCAGCUUCUGCCAGCAGCUGGCCAUGCUCCUGGUCCGAGAAACUCGCGGGACUAUCAGGAAUAAGGGCGUCCUCUUCGCGCGCCUGGGGAUGUCACUCUUCUUGGCCUGUAUGUAUGGCUGGCUGUUUUCCGGCAGUGCCGCACAGGGUGACAACAACCACUCCACAGAGAAGAACUGCGUACCAAACAACUUCAGCUAUGCUGGCUGCCAAUCUGACUGGCAAGCCCACUUCGGCACGAUCGUCUCGCUUAGCAUCAUGGCCAUGAUGGGAGCUGCGCAGCCCGUCUUGCUGCAGUUCCCGCAGGAGAGACCCGUCUUCCUCAGAGAGUACGCGGCUCACCAGUCUCUGUGCUGCAAGGAGGUGUGGUUCAGGUACGGCGUGGUGCCAUAUUUCAUCAGCAAGACCAUCGUGGAGAUGCCUGUGGUCUUGCUGGCUCAGAUUGUCACCUUCCUUGUCACCUACUGGUGGAUGGGGCUGCAUGGCAGUGUUCUGCUGCUCGUGCUGGUGUCGUGGGGGCUGGGCGUCACCUCCUCGUCCCUGGCACUGCUUGUGGGCUGUGGCGUGUCCACGGCGCAGAAAGCGAUCCAGCUGGCACCUUUGACGCUGAUCCCGCAGAUGCUCUUUUCAGGUCUCUUCGUGCCCGUGGCGAAGAUCCCACUAAGCCUGCGAUGGGUGCGCUACCUCUGCCCACUGAAGUACGCCAUCAACUUGAUGACCAUCGUGGAGUUUAGCUACGUCAAGGAAAACAUCGACAAUUGCGAGCAAGAGUACUCGCAAGCUCAGUGCGAGGCCCAGUGCCUCGGUCGCGAAAUAUUUUCUGGCCUGGGGCGACCAAGCAAGUAG
Messenger RNA from Symbiodinium sp. CCMP2456, 3762 nucleotides. The record is from the annotation of a GenBank genome assembly. NCBI's taxonomy places the organism in Eukaryota, Dinophyceae, Suessiales, Symbiodiniaceae.